GAGGUUGAAAAAGGAGCAUUAAAUAGAGAAGACAAUCCAUCCACAACUGUCAAAGCUCUCAGUCACUGUUUCGGAUGACAAAGGUUGUGGUGAAAUUACUAAUUACAUUGUGACAGAUGUUGCUACUGGGGAAGAACUAACAUCAGAAAUUGCUUUGGGUGGUGAUGGUAAAGUGACUCUUGAAGUGUCAGGGUUGGAAGCCGAUAAAGAAUACAAACUGCAGGUUUCUGUCAGUAAUUCAAAUGGUAAUAAUAGUCCAGCAUCAGUUGCAGUCACUAUCAAAACUGAACCGUUUGAGGAAUCUACAAAUGCACCAGGCAAGAAAAAAUGAUGAUGACAGUCUUUCAACAGGCAUUAUUGCUGGUUUGGUUGCUGGAGUUGUGGUGCUCAUUAUUCUCAUUGUGGCUGGUGUGAUAUUGAUAUUGUGUAUAUACCGAAAGAAGAGCUGUGUGGACAGCUCAAUUGACACGACAAUGAGAAGUCAUAUGUAUGAAGAUCCUGCGCAAUUGUCGAGCGGAGAUGUAGUGAUGCAACAAUCUAGUGCAUAUGACAUAAUGGAAGAAGAGAGACGAGGCAAUAGCUCUGAAAUAAGAAUGCAAGAAUCACGAGCAUAUGAAAGUUUACCGACUCAAGCUGGUGCUGGUAGUUUUCCUAUUCAUUCAACUGUAACUCCUUUGUAGUGCUGUAAUAUAGUAUACAUACAUUAUAUACAACAAUGCUUUGCAUUUUUGACUAGUAUACUAUACAUGCAUUGCUUUUGUUAGAAUAAUAUUAGUAUCUUUUACUUGUAGACUUAAUUGCUCUAAAAUUAAGAGUUUUAUUGAUUGUAGUCUUUGCUGUUCUGUAUGUAGCAGUCUCAGCUGUAGACAUUGAACUUUUUUUGUAUCAUAGAUGGUACACCUAAUUUGUAU
Molecule: messenger RNA, 911 nt
Organism: Corticium candelabrum
Lineage: Eukaryota; Metazoa; Porifera; Homoscleromorpha; Homosclerophorida; Plakinidae
Exons: 3
Coding region: 243-680 (145 amino acids)
Source: RefSeq, a predicted model, not a curated record